ACCAGGGUCAGUGACUCUCAUAGUUAUAUCAAUUGAACGUCGCUUCUAAAGCAGUAAUCUGACUUACGUUAACAUUUUUAUAUGAGUAUACAAACGUAAUAUUGCUUAUCAGGGGUCUUUGUUGCGCUUGUUGAGCGUAUUUUCUAGUCACGUGAUCUGCUUCAAGUGUCAAGCACGAUGACAACCGAACUGACCCAACCUCUUCGCUGCCUUCGCUCCCCGGCUCCCCUCACAGGUCGUCUCGAUUCGGCUGUGUCUUGUGCCGGUCGGGGUCGCUGUGUCAAGGGUAUUCAAGGACUAUCUCCGGUGAAGGCAUCGUAGUACGGUCGGGCAGUUUCAAGCUUCCUCCGAAAGUCUGAGAAAUGUCCAAGGUGUGCUUGAUCGUCAUCGAUGGCUGGGGAGUCUCGGACGACCCCCACGGCAAUGCCAUCCUCAACGCUAAGACCCCGGUAAUGGAUGGACUGGCGGCUGCUCCCGACCAGUACCUGACCUUGGACGCUUCAGGCUUGUCCGUCGGCCUCCCGGACGGUCUUAUGGGCAACAGCGAAGUCGGACACCUCAACAUCGGCGCCGGGAGAGUCAUCUACCAGGACAUCGUCCGAAUCAACAUGGACGUCAAGACCGGCGACAUCAAGAAGAACGAGAACUUCGUGGAGGCCUGCAACCGCGCCAAGUCCAAGACCGGUCGGCUUCACCUUUUGGGCCUCGUGAGCGACGGCGGAGUGCACGCCCACAUCGAGCACAUCUUCGCGCUCCUGGAAGGCGCCAAGGAGCACAAGGUGCCCCGGACCUUCAUCCAGUUCUUCGGCGACGGCAGGGACACGAGCCCGACGAGCGGCGCCAAGUACGCGCAGCAGGUCCUCGACAAGAUCGCCGAACUCAAGUACGGCUCCUUGGCGACGGUCAUCGGCCGCUACUACGCCAUGGACCGAGACAAGCGGGACGAGCGCAUCAAGAUCGCCUUCGAGGGCCUAGUCCAAGGCAUCGGCACCAAGUGCGACGCCAAGGACCUCGUCAAGCACAUGCAGUCCUUGUACAACGCGCCCGACGACAAGCGGCAGACGGACGAGUUCUUCAUGCCCAUCAUCACCGAGCUGGACGGCCGAAUUAGGGACGGCGACACCAUCGUCUUCUGCAAUUUCCGGGCCGACCGUGCUCGCCAGCUCUCUGAAGCCCUUGGCAUCAAGCCAAACUUUGAGACAGCCGUCAUCCCCAAAGACAUCAAGAUCUACUGCAUGACGCAGUACAAGAAGGAGUAUCCUUUCGCUCUGCUGUACCCGCCAACAGUUCCCAAGAACGUCCUUGCGGAGUGGCUGGCAGAGAAGAAGCAUACGCAGUUCCAUUGCGCCGAGACUGAGAAGUACGCCCACGUUACCUUCUUCUUCAACGGUGGCCAAGAGAAGGCCUUUGCAGAGGAGGAACGGUGCAUGGUGCCUUCGCCCAAGGUGGCCACAUACGACCUCUUGCCUGAGAUGAGCAGCAAGGGCGUUGCAGACGAGAUGGUCAAGGUUGUCCAGGCAAAGAAGCACCCCUUCGUCAUGUGCAACUUCGCCCCGCCCGACAUGGUAGGACACACGGGGGUGUACGAAGCUGCCGUCAAGGCGGUCGAAGCGACUGACGUCGCCAUUGGACGCAUCAGAGAUGCCUGCGUGGAAAACGGCUACGUCAUGCUGGUCACGGCAGAUCACGGAAACGCGGAGGUCAUGAAGACGGCGGACGGAAAGCCCGUCACAGCCCACACGACCAACAGGGUGCCCUUCUGCAUGGUCGGGCCACACAAGUUCGCCAAGCCCGAGCACAAUCCUGCUCUAUGCGAUGUAGCGCCAACCAUUCUUGCCCUCAUGAACAUCCCGCAGCCCGCAGAGAUGACUGGAAAGUCCCUGCUUGCAAAGUAGAAACCAAAAGAAUACAUGUAUAUUGUUUCCCCCUGGAACGUUACCGGUUGCAGAUUUUGUUGAUGGUCUCAUUUUUCCUUGAGAUUAAGCCGUUUUAAAUUUAGUCCAUCUCAGUCAUGUAUUUAUAAAUGUUGAAUAGAAUGUGAAUAAAUUUGUCUCCAGCUGUG
Molecule: messenger RNA, 2062 nt
Organism: Ixodes scapularis (black-legged tick)
Lineage: Eukaryota; Metazoa; Arthropoda; Arachnida; Ixodida; Ixodidae
Product: 2,3-bisphosphoglycerate-independent phosphoglycerate mutase
Exons: 1
Coding region: 363-1895 (510 amino acids)
Biological process (GO): glucose catabolic process
Cellular component (GO): cytoplasm
Molecular function (GO): manganese ion binding
Source: RefSeq, a predicted model, not a curated record